AUCCUCAGCAUAAGGGAUCGAGUCGUGUAGGAGGGAGGGCGGUGCGUGGAUCCUCCUCCCAAACCUGCGCCUCCCGACAUCAGAGGCGUACAGGGUCGCCAUCUUGAAUUACCGUGAGCCAGUCCUGCCGCUUUAUCGCCGAAUAUCUGAGCCAUCACGUGUAAAAACUCGAGACGGGACUUUUGUUUACGUUUCUAAUUUUUCGACUCCCCCUUAGAAGAUGGGAAACCGGGACGACGAGUAUGACUAUUUAUUCAAAGUGGUGCUAAUUGGGGACUCUGGUGUCGGCAAGAGUAAUCUCCUCUCAAGAUUUACCAGGAAUGAAUUUAACCUUGAAUCCAAAUCUACCAUUGGGGUUGAAUUUGCUACCCGCAGUAUAGAGGUUGAUGGCAAGACAAUUAAGGCACAGAUUUGGGACACAGCCGGGCAGGAACGCUACCGAGCCAUCACGUCAGCCUACUACAGGGGCGCAGUGGGGGCUCUUCUAGUGUACGACAUCGCCAAGCUUCUCACCUACAACAAUGUAGAACGCUGGCUAAAGGAAUUGAGGGACCACGCUGACCAGAACAUAGUCAUUAUGCUUGUUGGCAACAAGUCCGACCUGCGCCAUCUUCGGUCGGUGCCCACUGAGGAGGCCAAGGCAUUUGCUGAGAAGGAGGGGCUGUCGUUCAUCGAAACCUCUGCGUUAGACUCCACCAAUGUAGAGACUGCCUUUCACAACAUCCUCACAGAGAUUUACAGGAUUGUCUCCCAGAAGCAAAUUCGUGACCCCCAUGACCGCGACGACAGCCCCACGGCCGACGUUAAGGCCAUACAUGUGGAGCCAACUGUUAACGCUGAGAGUGUGCGCAGGCAGUGUUGUCAGCAGUAAGGGGGCGGGGCUCUCCCACCCCCACAAGGCUGCCUAUUCGGGAAAUAAGAGAAAGGAGAUUUACCGCAUAGUGUCAAGGCAGCAGCUCCCUGACAGUGGCACGAACGAACCUCCUGGCGGUAAAACUAUCACUGUCGAACCUACCGAAGAGACCAACAGGUCCACCAACAACUGCUGUGCCCGUUAGUCCCCUCCAACACCCCCACCACCACCACCACCACCAUAACCAAACCUAUUCCUCCAUUCACACCCUUCAUCCUUAUCUGACCCACCACUACCUAAUCCAAUUGUCCCAGUAAUUCUGUUUAUCUUUCUCUCGUUGACUCUCUCCUGUCCAAAAGGUGACGUGGGUUGAUGGUUUCUCUGCCUCCUCUCCUUCACUCUUGCUGUUGCCUCACCAAUACUCCUGCCACUGCUGUGUGUCUGUGUGUGUCUGUGUCUGUCUGUGUGUGUGUCUGUGUGUGUGUUGUGGUUGUGCUGUGGCAGGAUCUGGGAGAGGGCAGCUGGUCACACACACACACACACACACACACACACACACACACACACACACACACACACACACACACACACACACACACACACACACACACACACGUACAUACAUACACAUGCAUUACACACAUACAUACACACACACACUGGGGCAUUGAGGAUGUUCUGAUGAGGAUGUUGGUAUAUAUAGUUAUACAUAUAUAUAGUAUUGUUUGCUCACCUAUGAUGCAAUCUCUGUUUAUUCCUCUUCUUCCUCCUCCUCUUCCUCCUCCUCCACCCCCUCCUUGCCAUCACCACCACCACCACCCCACCAAGGAUCGGCUUUACCUUGAGAGUUGAGCAGCCACUGUUUACCUUUACUUGAGGAUUGUGAUAACACUGUCCAUAUUCACAGUAUGUAUAAUCAGUGUUAGGGAACCCAGUUUUGAGAUUAAGGUUAAAAGCCACAUAGGCAGGUAGUGAGUGGGACAGGUUUGGCCAUGUUUUGUUAAAGCUGCAAAUUGUUUAUAUUAUUAGCUUAAAAGUAAAAAAAAAUGUGGAUUGCUACACUAUAUUACUAGAUUGUUUGGUGAUUUUUUUGUUUCUUUUCUUUAUUUUUGUGAGGUUCAUACGUAACCAGCGAGACAUUUGAGUCGGAAUUGGACCAAAGUGUGAUUUGAGGCAAAUUUUUAUUGCAACCUGUUGCUCCCAAAGGUUAGAUAUAAAUGUGGUAAAAGUCUAAGAAGCACUGUCACCCUGUUCUAUAUAAUUCUUCACUGUACAGAGAGCUUCUUGCUUUAUAUCAAGCUAUUUUAUAUCAGCAGAAAGAAUAAUCCCUUUGUCUGAGUCCAGUGUGCAAGGGAGAUGCUGCUAGGCGCAGGCAGCAGUGGGCGAGGCUAGGCUAGCGCGUCGUUGGCGGAGCCGCCUCUGCAGCCCGCCAGGCAUAUUAAGGGAGCGCGUCUGUCGUGCGAGGGACGGACCAACCGGACGGAAGAGUGUGUCUAGGCUGCCUUAUUUCCCCGAGGGUGACGCCCUGUAGUAGUUAUUGCUGUCUUGUGUCAGGCACCGCCGAUCAGAGUGGAGCAUUGGACGCCGCUCUUUCAUUUCACGAGCAACCCCAUCCAGUUACUUGUUUCCCUGUUUGUCCACGGGCUCGUCAACGGCUCCGCGGACGCCGCUGCCGAGGGGUUAGCGCUGCCGCCGCCGCUGCCGCCGCCACCAAGACCCAGGCGUGCCAGUGAAAAGUUGUUGUUAUCUUGGGGUUCUGUAAUAAUAAUAAUAUUAAUAAUAAUAUUGAUGAUAAUAAUAAUGAUCAUAAUGUUUGCCAAAUAUUUAGUUACCCUUUCCCUUUACUCUGAUGUCCAGCCUGCGGCCGAGCUUCACUCUGAGAGGCGAGGGUGGAAUGCAGGCUGGCAGUCAGUGGCUAAUGAAGGAUCCAUCACCAUCACCAUCAUGUUCCCAUCUGGCACAUCGUAGCGAGAGACUGAGGGGCAAAGUGAUCCAUCUUGAUGACAGUUGAUAGAGAAUUACCAUCCUUACACACACACACACACACACACACACACACACACACACACACACACACACACACACACACACACACACAGCAUUAUUGUUCAGCUUUUGGGCAGAAUCACAUUCCAGACUAUUAAGACAAGGAAAGAUUUACACUGCAAGAGUUACUUUGGCUUUCCCUCCUGUGUGAUGUUGCUGCACCUGGUACUGCAUUGACAACCCUGAAUCACUCCAUUCAUUCUUGAUUCGUAAAGACAGCAAGCCACUCGUCAGUUUGUGUAUAGCAGUGCUGGCAUCUCGAGCACAGUGCCGGUUAUUGGACACAUUGGCACACAUGUUAUUAGGGGUGCUGUUAUUGUGAAUUGGCAUAAGUUAUUUCUAGCAUGUUGAUUAUUGAAGCACCGUUUGGGCAUAAACUAUCUACACAUGAUUAUUAUAUAUAUUAAUGGACUAGAAGGGUUACCGAAAGCUUUGAAAUUAUGGUGCUUUUGGGUCUUUUGGGAGUAUGAAUUCAAUGCUACAGAUUACUUAUUGAUGAGUCUGGGAGGGGCAGUGAAAGUGUUUGGGUCAAGGCUGCAAGGAAUAGAGCUGGUAAGGGAGGUGGUGUUGCAAGAUUAAGUUGUUUAUAAAUUGAUAGUUUUGAUAUUCCCACACACACACACACACACACACACACACACACACACACACAUAUGGAAUAUCUCGGUGAACAUUCAAUGAAUCAUGCUUUCCUGCGUUGAGUUGAAGUGAUUUGAAUGCCUCUCUGAAUACAUUUUUCCCACCCAGGCCAGAGUACCCCAAGAGAUGUUCCUCAUAAGAUAUCAGCUUAGCAAGUCAGUUCAUCACAGAGCCUCUGACCGUCACCCAGUACAGUUCCUUGUCUUAGAGCCAGUACCAGUGCAGCAGUCAGUCAGCCAGUCAGCCAGUCAGCCAGCCAGCCAGCCAGUCAGUCAGUCAGCCAUUCAGCCAGUCAGUCAGUAAGCCAGUCAGUCAGUCAGUCAGUACCAAGCCUCAGAAUAUAACAAAUCUUAAACAGUUCAUCUUAUCAUCUUAUUACUCCAAGUCCUGUACAGCUGUCAGCCUAUUAUGUGAUGAAUAGCAUAUCAUUUCAUCCACCAAGCACCACCUCCCUUACCUCUUCCUUGCCACUCGUGUCUUGCACCAGUGAAGGCUUGGUGGUGCAGUAGCCAAUCAGUUCGCAGGUGCAUGGGGGCUGCAGGUGACAGGAUGAAUGGUUAACCUUGUAGGACACUAAGGAAAGUUUGGACCAUGUUACAGACUAGAGGAGUGAGACUUGAGGGCAUUGCCAGUCUCCAGAAGUCACUGUGUUUGUCUGUUUUGAGGGGUGCUUUGUGCGAGAGAGAAAGAGAGAGAGAGAGAGAGAGAAGUGUUAUUAUAAGUAUGCCUCUUCAUGAGUUGUAUCACUAGUAGGAUGUCUUAUAUGGGUUAUCAUAAUCAUUUUUCUAAUUAUUGUUUAUGAGUGCUAAAGAAUUCCUGUGGUAAUUUGAGAAUAACACUCAUCCACACACACACACACACACACACACACACACACACGUACACACACAUUUCCACACACGCUGUACAUCCACACAAGUGCAAAAUUGACAAGACUUAAAAUCUCUACCACAUCAUGUUUUUUUUAGCACAGGUUGUAAGCAAAAAAGAACCCUGGAACUUUUUUUUGUUACCUUAAGAAUUUAGUUCCUUAGUGAUAACCAUUGUGAUCCGCGCGGGGAGGGACAUGGUAGAGCCUCGAGUGCCCCAGCGUCACCAGCCGGGGCAAGACUGCAGGGUUCUGUGUGGCAAAUGUUCAGUUAGCAGAACCUUCUUGACUCGGUUAGCUAAUGUCGCUCUCUGGAAAGUUUUAUCAUCAUUGCCAUGUGAUUUCAGCAAGUCAUGUAGCCCAGUUCUUUUUUUUUUUCCACGCUUGCAUAGAAAAUUUUGUAAAGCAGUGUAAAGAUGCACAUUAUUUGCAAUAAAAUAAUGCUAAAUGAUUACAAACUU
Messenger RNA from Scylla paramamosain (green mud crab), 4867 nucleotides. It is a transcript of the gene Rab11, whose product is annotated as ras-related protein Rab-11A-like. The transcript has 7 exons. Gene Ontology annotation, molecular function: GTP binding; GTPase activity. Gene Ontology annotation, biological process: exocytosis. Gene Ontology annotation, cellular component: recycling endosome; Golgi apparatus. The coding region runs from base 221 to 871 and encodes 216 amino acids. NCBI's taxonomy places the organism in Eukaryota, Metazoa, Arthropoda, Malacostraca, Decapoda, Portunidae. The record is from RefSeq and is a predicted model, not a curated record.